This is a messenger RNA of Clarias gariepinus (North African catfish), 1722 nucleotides long. It is a transcript of the gene tma16, whose product is annotated as translation machinery associated 16 homolog. The transcript has 7 exons. Lineage: Eukaryota; Metazoa; Chordata; Actinopteri; Siluriformes; Clariidae. The record is from RefSeq and is a predicted model, not a curated record. The coding region runs from base 84 to 695 and encodes 203 amino acids. Gene Ontology annotation, cellular component: nucleus.
ACACAGACGGACCGAAAUGUGCGCCUCGAAAACCUGUUCCCCUAAACGAAGCACGUGAGCGGAGCUAACCUCGAACAGCAGACAUGCCGAAAGCGCUGAAAGGGAAGAACGCGGUGGAGAAGAAAGUGAUCCAUCCUUAUAGCAGAAAAGCGGCGUCUCUGGCCAGAGCAGCUCACAAACAGGACAGGAAAGACAAGUUAAAAAAUGAAAAGGCUCAGCGUUUAAAUUUAUUUGGAGAAAAACUUUUAUGGUUCCAAAGUCAGCUGGACUCAGACAAGUUAGAAUAUUCUAAACAAGAGGCUUGUGAAAUCAUCGAGAGGUACUUGCACCGAUUUGAUGCGGAAUUAGACCAGAUCGAACUGGCCAACAGCAUUAAAGGGCGUCAGGGUCGACUGCACUUCUCCAGAGAGGCCAUCAUAAAGCAGACGAUGGAAAGAGAGCGAGCUCAAUACGAAGGGAACGGCUUCGAGAUUCCAGAUAUAAUCAACAGCAAGCAUUUGAAAACGUUCAGAGAGUGGAACGGGGAUCUAAAGAAACUGCCCAACAUCAAGAUGCGCAAAGUUUCAGCAAAAGGCCUAGAGAAACAACACACUGCAGUGCAAGAAACACACACCAUGGAAGAGAAGCAUGAAGAUGAGGAUGAGGAUGAAGUACUUCAGGAUUCUGAUGCAGAGCUUUCGGAAGAUAAUGCAUGAUGCAAAACAGCUAUUGACUGAGCGUAUAUAUUUUUUAAAGUGUAGAUGACUGAUACAGUGUGUGUGUGUGUGUGUGUUCAAGUACAAAGUUCAUUUCUAGUCAGGACUUGCUGUAUAUAUCUGUUUGGGCUGUUGUGAUGCUGCUACAUCCAUUUUAAAUUAAAAAAAAUCUAUUUAAAUGUGCCAGUCAGAUUUGAUCUGUUCAUGUCUUUCAUAAAAAAAGUCUCCAACUGUGCUUUUAAUUUAGCCCCACGCCAGGAACUAGACAAUUGAAGGAUGUCUGACCUGUCCUAUUAUUAUUAUUAUUAUUAUUAGUGUUGGCUAACUGUGAAGUGAAAAACGACUCCAACACAGACAUGCCAAAACUUUUCUCGAAUGGCCACUAGGAGCCUGGCUCCAUCCAUCUUCAACUGCUUACUUGAAGUGGAUUCCCAAGGUAGCAGUUCCAGCAGGAAACCCCUUCCUUUUCCUUGGCCACUUUAACAAACUUUGACUAAGGGAUCCUGAGGCACUCCCAGGCCAGUUUGGAGUUAUACUCUUUCCAUCUAGUCCUAGUCCUAGGUCUGGCCUCCUCCCAGCUGAAUGUGCCAAGAACACCACCCUAAGGAGGCAUCCUAGUGGCAUCCUUACCACAUGCCUGAACCAAUUUAUCUAAUUUCUUUCUUCGCAAAGGAACCGAGUUUUGAGUACUUUGAGUUUUUCACUCGCUCAUGCCCAUAAUUGACUGAUAGAUCUCAAAAGCUUUGACUUUUGGCUCAACUUUCUUGUUGCCACAAUGGCACGGAUAAACGACUGCAUUCAGUGAAUAAAUCACCAUAGAGCCCUAAUGUCUUUUUACUUUACAACAGAAAUAAAUCUGGUAACAGCUUGGUACUAAAAUUGUUUUGACAACUGUAGGAGAGAUGAAUUUUUAUGUAACUCAUCAGGUCAAAUUAUAUUAGGGAAUAAAAUGAUGCAUAAUUAGGGGCAUAGCUGAAAUGCAGGUGUUGAACUGCUAGCUGUCUGCUAUCCAUCGCUAACUAGAAUC